UCUUCAUAUAUAUAUAGAGAGACAUUUUCAGUUUAUUUUCUUUGAUUAUCAUUAUUUUUAAUAUCUUUAGUUAUAUUUUAGAGGGGUAGAAAAGAGAAAUGGAAUCGGAGGACGAGAUGGCGGCGACGAUGAUGGAAGAUUCUGAGGAUGAAGAAUUCUAUGGUGGCGGCGGCGGAGAUGGUAACGAUGAUUCCGACCCGGAUGACGUCGUUAUGGACUACGAUGGGUUCAUGGACCACGACUCAGACGAUUCUGAUGAUCUCUCCUCCUCUCACUCCCGCAGCUAUCAUCAUCGAUCACAGAACUAUACCAUUUUAAGUGAAGAUGAUAUUCGGCAACACCAAGAGGAAAAUAUCACGAAGAUAUCUGCAGUCCUCUCAAUUUCAAGGGUUGCUGCUGCCAUUUUGCUCCGCCACUAUAACUGGAGUGUUAGUAAAGUGAAUGAUGAAUGGUUUGCAGAUGAAGAGAAGGUCCGCAAGACUGUCGGUUUAUUGGAGAAUCACAUUCCAGUUCCUGAUGCUAAAGAGCUAACUUGUGGAAUUUGCUUUGAAACAUAUCCUCUGGAUAGGAUGUGUGCUGCUGCCUGUGGUCACCCAUUUUGUGUUAUUUGUUGGCAAGGAUAUAUUAGCACAGCCGUUAAUGAUGGACCUGGAUGUUUGAUGUUGCGUUGCCCUGAUCCAUCCUGUGGCGCAGCUGUUGGCCAGGAUAUGGUGAAUAGAUUGGCUUCGAAAGAUGAUAAAGAGAAAUAUAAUCGCUACUUCUUGAGAUCAUUUAUAGAAGAUAAUAGGAAGACAAAAUGGUGUCCAGCACCAGGCUGUGAUUACGCUGUGGAUUUUAUCGUUGGCAGUGGAAAUUAUGAUGUCACCUGCCGUUGUGCCCACAGUUUUUGCUGGAAUUGUGUUGAAGAAGCCCAUCGCCCAGUUGAUUGUGGAACUGUGUCCAAGUGGAUAAUGAAGAACAGCGCGGAGUCUGAAAAUAUGAAUUGGAUAUUGGCUAAUUCCAAACCUUGUCCAAAGUGCAAGCGGCCAAUUGAGAAGAAUCAAGGUUGCAUGCAUAUCACUUGCACACCACCAUGUAAAUUUGAAUUUUGCUGGCUGUGCCUUGGUGCAUGGUCAGAACAUGGUGAAAGAACCGGUGGAUUCUAUGCAUGCAACCGUUAUGAAGCUGCCAAGCAAGAAGGAGUGUUUGAUGAAGCUGAAAAACGAAGAGAGAUGGCUAAAAAUUCUUUGGAAAGAUAUACACAUUACUAUGAAAGAUGGGCUACAAACCAGUCGUCUAGGCAACGAGCAAUUGAGAAUCUUCAUCAAAUGCAAACAGUACAUCUAGAAAAGCUGAGUGAUAAACAAUGCCAGCCUGAGUCUCAGCUUAAGUUCAUUGUUGAAGCGUGGCUACAGAUUGUUGAAUGUAGACGGGUUCUGAAAUGGACAUAUGCAUAUGGAUUUUAUCUACCUGAGCAUGAACAUGCUAAAAAACAGUUCUUUGAGUAUUUACAAGGGGAGGCGGAGUCUGGGUUGGAACGGCUUCAUCAAUGUGCAGAAAAGGAAUUCCAGGUUUACCUCAAUGCUGAAGGGCCUUCGAAAGAGUUCAAUGAAUUCAGAACAAAGUUAGCAGGAUUGACUAGUGUGACUAAGAAUUACUUUGAGAACCUUGUACGGGCUUUAGAAAAUGGUCUAUCAGAUGUAGACUCUCAUGCAUGUGGCAAGGCAGGUAGCUCAAAAAAUCUAGGAGGCGGCAGUGGCCGAGGAAGAGGUGGUAAGGGCAAGGGAACUACGUCCAGAUCAAGCAGCUCGCGCAACAUAGAUGAUUCAGGUCACUGGUCCUGUGAAUACUGCACCUAUGCCAAUGUUAGAUCGGCCACUGUUUGCGAGAUGUGCCAGCAGCGGAGGUGAGCCUCUUCUGCUGCUUGGACUGAGAUAAUGGAGUCAGGCAUCUUGGGCCCCUGUGGUGACUCAAACCUUCCGCAUGUCAGAAGAACUUCUCAGUUGGUGUUGGUGGAAGUCUUGACAAAUGAAGGUGUAACGUGAAAACAGGUGUGCGGACGAAACAGCAGUCAGUCCCAUCUCCAGGAAAUGAUUUGUACAAAGUCUAUGUUGCCAUUGUCUACACACAUUCAGUUAUGUACGUGCAUGAAAUUCCCACAAAUAAUUUCAUGUUGUAUAUUAUUCAGCUAUCUGUUGUUAGGUGGAGGGGAUAAUCACGACUUAAGUGGGCAUCUUAGGCCAGUUAAUUGUUGUUGACAGUGACUGAUUUCAACGCAUGUUUUCCUGUAAACUAGGAGGAUACAUGUAACUUCUGCUAUGUACUGGUUAGCCAUUUCACCUUGCCUACAAUGUUACGAAGCCUCCAACCUGCCAAACUAUAGAAAACUAGAAAUUGUUAAAGUUAAUUUUCAUUUUUUUUCCUA
This is a messenger RNA of Sesamum indicum (sesame), 2404 nucleotides long. RefSeq names its product putative E3 ubiquitin-protein ligase ARI8. Gene Ontology annotation, molecular function: ubiquitin-protein transferase activity; zinc ion binding. NCBI's taxonomy places the organism in Eukaryota, Viridiplantae, Streptophyta, Magnoliopsida, Lamiales, Pedaliaceae. The record is from RefSeq and is a predicted model, not a curated record. Gene Ontology annotation, biological process: protein ubiquitination.